CCUAGUUACACGCACUUUGUUGUGACCACCUUUGCAAGUACGUAAAUUCUGUGUUUAGGAGGAAAAUAUUAUAUACACCAUGGCUGAAAAUCAUCUUACUCAAGGAGACGACGUUGCUCAGCAAGAAAAUAAUGGCUUUGGACCACUUUUCAAACGUCGUGGGAAAAUUGCUACAUUCACUUCCGUAAUCGCGGUUUUGAUUAUUAGCGCCAUGCUAUUCUUCACGGUCAAAGGGAAAGAGAAAAAGCUCCCUUCCCUGGAGUUUACAAUAGCCCUGCAAACCUUGAGUGUCGUUCUCGGAGAAAUGAUACGAAGAUUGAUCCUGGUGUCUGAGGAGUUCAAACACAUAAGUACGCGAUAUCAAGGAAACUGGAAGAGAAUUUUUAAGGCAACUUUCACUAUCGAUUUUUGCAUGCGUAGUUUACUCGCUGCUAUCAUUUCCACUUUCAUAGUAUGCUGCCAUCAGUUGUAUGAAGGAUACGAAAUAUUGUCUCGCCCAGAUCUCGUCAUUUUGUUUUUCCUGAACUCUCUCCUGGUUGGUCAGUUGUCGUACCUUGUGGGCCUUCGACAGCUCUCUCCUGUAGAAACAUCGGAUUUGAUUGAAAAGGAAAACAAGAAUGUAGCCGAUGGGCUGGCUUGGGGCUACUACUUUGGUUAUCUGAAGCUGGUGCUACCAAAACUGAAAGAUCAGAUUGGCAAAUCAGAGCUUUUUCGUUAUGAAAUAACAAAGAAAAAGCUUUUCAUUUUACUGCCCAAAACGUGCUACACCUUUGCUGACAUCGUUGACGCAGAUUCAAGGGUAACUUGGGUUGGCAAACUCCCAGAGCUUAAAAUUAAUAGGGGUGGAAUUAAGGAAAGAAUUUACAAGCAUGCAGUAUAUAAGAUAGAGAUGCCCCGCCCUGAUGGAACGGUAGAAAGGUACCACUUUAUCUUGGAGUAUGCCACGCCUCUGAUGAACCUUUAUGAUAUGUCUGCGUAUGCAGACGCCCCCUUUAAUGGUGAGGAGAGGGAUCAUCAGGUGGUGUUAUUCAUCCAAAAAUUGAGGGAAAUUCUGAAGAACUCCGAAGAGUGCAGAGGGACUUAUGAAUUGGUGCCAAUUUCAGGACGUAAUCCAAAUGAGAUUUCAAAUGUCCUGAUUGAGAUGCACAAUGCUGCCAACAUCGAGAUGCGCAAUCCAGAAGCUAAUGGAGUGCACAGACCACAGCAAGAACAGCUCUAAACAAAAUAAUGCUGACACGGUGUAGCAAGAAACUCUGUAAUGUUGUACACAUAAGUUCCUGAUAUUUUACAGGACCUGCAAUAUAGUAAAUGAAAUAUUCCUUUUUUGAUGCAUUUAGGAAUGAGGAGCCUUUGAAGGGGCAGAGAUGUUGAUUACAAAUUUUAUCUAAAUCUUGUGGCUUAUACUUUUAUUUCACCCAUAAUAGAUACCACUUGAUGUUGGUUAAGGACACUAACAUUGUUUUUUAGAGAGGUUAGCAAAGGGAUAGUCCUCAUUUUGGAGAUUUAUGCUGAUUGUGUUCUAAAAACAUUGAAAGGCAUAGCCUUUAAUUUGUGUAAGUGGAGAUAGGCUCUAGCCUAAUUUAUUUUACCCUUCCCAAUAGCCUAUAUAGCAGAUUACAUAAUUUGUAGUGAGCCCUUAAUGGGAUAGUAAAGUAAACAUGAACAGAGGUUUAUAAAACAGGCUGAAUAGUUUGGUUUUUCUCAAUUGUCAUUUUUCUUUGCUUUGCUCUGUGAAAUACUUAAAUUGAUGAUUGUUGUGCUCUUAUUCUGUAAACAU
Messenger RNA from Pocillopora verrucosa, 1777 nucleotides. Lineage: Eukaryota; Metazoa; Cnidaria; Anthozoa; Scleractinia; Pocilloporidae. The record is from RefSeq and is a predicted model, not a curated record.